Caenorhabditis remanei is the source of this 1992-nucleotide messenger RNA. RefSeq lists its product as uncharacterized. The coding region runs from base 1 to 1992 and encodes 663 amino acids. Gene Ontology annotation, molecular function: single-stranded DNA endonuclease activity; single-stranded DNA binding; damaged DNA binding. The transcript has 8 exons. The record is from RefSeq and is a predicted model, not a curated record. Lineage: Eukaryota; Metazoa; Nematoda; Chromadorea; Rhabditida; Rhabditidae. Gene Ontology annotation, cellular component: nucleotide-excision repair factor 1 complex. Gene Ontology annotation, biological process: resolution of meiotic recombination intermediates; nucleotide-excision repair involved in interstrand cross-link repair; double-strand break repair via homologous recombination.
AUGCAAUGCUUUGGAGGUUGCUUCGCGGAAAAUAACGUGGCAAUGAAUACUACGGAGCAAGACAGCACAACAAAUGCGGAGAUGGAUGUGGAAAUAUUCGAUCGGAGAGCUCACAAAUGGCGACCUGGACCAUCGAUGCUCAAUGUAAGAUCAGGAGCUGGAGUCACCGUCUACGACAAGAAAAUAAUAGCUGUUGGAGGGCAUAAAGGUGCAGAAAUUCAUCGAUCGGCAGAGAUUCUCAUCGGCGAUGAGUGGAUUGAAAUAGCGAACAUGUCAAUCCCUAGAAGGAAUACUGCAGCAGCUGCAUUGAAUGGUCUUCUCUAUGCCGUUGGAGGGGAUGAUGGAUCCAGCAAUUUGUCAACAAUCGAAUGUAUUCAGCUGAGUGAGAGGUCGGAGUCGCAAUGGAAAAUCGUUGAUAUGGAAGAUGAAGAUGCUGGUGAAUCUUCCCAAUUGAACGAAAGUUUCGGUAACAAGGAUGGCCUCGAACUUCUGGAAUACGAACGAGCUACUCUCGCUAAAACUCUACCGGCCAGCGUUCUAUUUGUCGUUGCAAGUGGACUAGGGCUCGAACGACUGUUUCUAGAACAUCUCAUCCUGUUUUCUGACCGUCGCCUUCUUGCUCUUGUCUUGAACACAAACGAGCACGAUGAAAGUUAUUUUGUUUCAAAGCUAAAAGAACAUUCCGUAGAUUGUGAUCCGAAAGUUAUCAAUUCUGAUGUCUCCGUUAAAGAUCGUCAAUCCAUUUAUCUUGAAGGGGGUGUUCAAUUUUGUUCAAGUCGUGUUCUUUUAGUCGAUCUUCUUCAAAAUCGAAUUCCCACUGAUCGUGUUGCAGCGAUUUUUGUAUAUAGAGCUCAUCAAACACUAAACGCUUUUCAAGAUUCUUUCAUUUUGCGUUUGUACCGUGAAAAGAAACCUGAUGGUAUGGUCAAAGCAUUCACUGAUGUUCCGAACACUCUUUCUUCUCUUGGACAAUUACAACGACUUGUUGAUCGUCUCUAUGUCCGUCAUGUGGAACUUUUACCUCGCUUUUCCAAUAUUAUCGAAACUGAGCUCAAUAAAUACCAGCUGAAAACGGCAAUCUUCUCGGUGGAUGUCCCGACUCCAUUGCGACGCGUUCACCGCACACUCAUAGAAUUUAUCAAAGUCUGUGUUCGAGACUUGAGAACGUCUUCUUUAGCUGGCAAACACGCCGAUGACCAAUUGGAAGAAAUGGUUCAUGUACCUUGGGCAAGUACGCAACUUGAGAAACGGCUUCGUGACAGACGUGGGAACAUAUCUGAAAAACAACAAAGACUACUGAACGAUGUGGCUUCACUGCGAGAAAUUUUGCAACUUUCUGAAAACAUGGAUGUAGCAACUGUUUUGUCGAGAUUGCAAGUCUUGAAAAACGAUAGAACUGUUCUAGAAGAGCAUAGUGGAUGGUUGCUCUCACCGUCGUUUAACCGAAUUAUGGAAGAUUUACUUACAAUUGCUGGAGUAACUAACGGAAAAGGAGAUCCAAAAAAGUUUUCAGUCCCGGCGAAAUGGACAGUUUUGACUGAAGUGCUUCGAGAAAUCAAAAAUAUUCAAUUAGAGAAAAAAGAAUAUAGAAACAACAAUCCAUCUGUUCUCAUUAUCACAAGCUCCGAAGAUCUUUCUAGACAGGUUACAGAUGUAGUUCGGUAUGGAAUGAACAAAAUGAAAUGGAUGACAUGGAGACAGUUAGGAUACAAAACAAAUCAAGAAAUGCCUGAUGAUGAUCCUCUUUGGGAUCCAGAUACGAUUUCUCAGUUAAUGCGUAGCUCUUUGGAUGUUGAAUCGAAAAGCGAAGUCAUUGCAAAUGUGCAAAAAUCACAAAAGACGACUGCCAGAGCUGCACAGAAACGAAGAAAGCACGCCGAAGAGAUGAGCGGAUUCUCGAGUGAUUCUCGUAUUCAAACAAGUCUGAUACAGUUUGGGAUUCUUCAGUACAAACGUCGAAAAUCUGGAAACGAAGUAAGAGAACAAAGAUAG